This is a messenger RNA of Closterium sp. NIES-67, 2982 nucleotides long. Lineage: Eukaryota; Viridiplantae; Streptophyta; Zygnematophyceae; Desmidiales; Closteriaceae. The record is from the annotation of a GenBank genome assembly.
UUUCCCUUCCAGCAUACAGUACCAGACAUCCCAAACUUGUCGAAUGCACGGCAGCACGACGCCAAUCCGACAGCUGGCGUGAUGGGUAGCUCGCUACGACCGUCGAGAUCUCACGCCCGAGCGUGCUUACUCCCGUAGCGGAGCGCACUGUAGCGGGGAAGCCCAGCCAUGGCGUCGUCGUUCAUGUCGCAGGUCCUCCUGCGCGUGCUCCGCGCGUACAUCCGCGACGCCGACGGCGCUGCUGCGUCCGACCUCCGCCUCUCGCUCUCGGGGGGGUCCCUCACGCUCAGAAACUUCGAGCUCAACCUGCCAGUCCCCCGGCACAUCCCCCUCACCGUGCGGCGGGCACGCGUGGCGUCGCUGCACCUGAGCAUCCCGUGGGCAGCGCUGGGGUCGCAGCCGGAGGAUGACGGCAGAGGGAACGCGGGCGGCGGUGAUGGCAGCGACACGGAAUCGCACUCGUCGCACGGCAGCACGGGCAGCAGUGGCAGCAGCGGCAGCAGGGGCGGCGAGGCGGCGCAUGCGAGGGAGGAGGUGGAGGAGCUGAUGGCGCUGGGGGGAGUCUGGUCGUUCCUGCAGGCCACGCUGCUCAACGCCUCUGUGACUGUAACGAACGUGCACCUCAAGUACAUGACGCCCUCUGCUGUGGUGUCGCUGGGGUGGUCCCAGCUGGACCUCUUCUCCGCUGCCGACGACUGGACCAAAGCCUUCGUGCCACCAGAGGAAGGUGUGAGGAAGGUUCUGGAGGUCAAUGGCCUGUCUGUGGAUGUGGCAAGUGCUUCCAGCCAAUCACAGAACAUCACAUAUCGUGCAAAUCAAGUGCCGCUCCUCCCCAGCGUCUGCCUCACCUCCCGCCUCGCCAUCACUCCGCCCUGCCCCGCCCUCUCCCUCCCCCAGCGCGCCUGCCUCUCCCUCCGCCUCCUGCCCCUCGCCCUCUCCGCCCGCCCCUCUCAGCUCUCUGCGCUGCUGAGCGCCGUGGGGCGAAGCAGGGAGGUGUGGGGGGGCAGCGUGGAGGCAGAGGGCGCAGGGGCGGGUGAAGUGGGGGACGAGGCAGGAGUGGGAGCAGGGGGAGUAGCGGGAAGGUCAAUGGGAGAGAAGGCGCGCGAGGUGGAGGAGGGAAACGCCCUUGUUGACGGAGGAGGUGGCCGCGAGGAUGCGCACGGAGGAACAAGCGAAGCAGCUGAGAAGCUUCUAGUAGGAGAGCAGGGGCAGAGGGAAAGGGGUGCGGGUGCGAGGGAGAAGGCAGAGCGAGUGGUGGAUGAGGGCCGCGAGGGGGGGCAGGUGCAGCUUGAAGAGCCAAAGCAGGUAGACGAGGCACAGCAGGUGCAUGUGAAGCGCGGCGUGUUGCACAGCAUGGGGCGCGCGAUAGGGUGGGUGCAGAGCCUGUUCGCGGACGAGGACGAGGACGAGGAGAGCGCAGGCCACGGCAUGGCAGCAGUGGGGCGUGGAGAAGCGUCGGUCAGAGCAGCAGCAUCGGGUGGUGGUAGGGACGUGAGGGGGGCGGAGGGCAGUGAGAUUUGGGAGUGGGGCACAGGCUAUGAGGCUGGAGUGCACUUUGACGUGGCGGCUACUGAUUGGUCCGUGGCUGUGCUUCUGGAGGGCGCUGAGCUGGCUCUUGUGAGCAAGUGCAACGGGGGUAGCAGGGGCGGCGCAUCUUCUUGUCCCACGGGCGAUGCAGGCAGCGCAGAGGAUGGCCAGGACGCACCAGCAUUGCCUCGCCCGGACACGGCUCAUCCCAGCCCACCCUUCCGUCCGAACCUGGUGUGCAGGCUCGGGGCCGUCCUGGUGGAGUCGGAGGGAAGAGGCACAACCGUGGAGGCAGCCAGUGUGAAGCUGGGGCCGCUGGCAGUGUCUGUGGCAGUGCCAGGGGGGAGCAGUUCAGGUGUCCCGUCAGGUGUAGGGGUUGGUUCAGGUGCUUCUGAUGCUGGUGCAGCUGAACCCUCACCGCUUCUGCCUCUUCUCCAGCUGCACACGCGGCAGCAGGCAGGGCAGGUAGGGGCGGCAGCAGCGGGUGGGCCAGCAGACAGCAGUGUGGGAUCGUUUGACUGCCUGCAGGCUGCUGGGCCUCUGGGGCUCACUGCUGACGUCAGCCUCUCCCUGCACGUGGGACACGUGGCAGUCUCCUAUUGGCCAGGCAUGGCCAGCAGUGUGGUGCAAUGGUGGCAGGAGGUGGAGGCAUUGGGUGGAGGGGAGGGGAUGGGAGGAGAUGUGAGAAGGGCGGGGUGGGCAAGGCAAGAGGAGUCCAUUGUUUCAGGCAAAGCGCCCAGCGCCUCUGUCCCUGCCUCCACUGCCUCUCACGCCUCCCCUCAAUCUUCCCCAAGCCCUAAUCGCUGGCUGGCGAGCCUCACUUGUGUGAGCAGCGCGGAGGUGGUUGUGGAUGGUGUGGCAGUGAGGGUGCGCGCUGGCAGCGCAGGGGACAGCGUCACGCGCGCUGGCAGCAGUGACAUAGAGGGGCGCAGAGAGCGGAUUGGGGGAGCGAGUGUGGGUGUAAGCACGGGGCGAGUGGCGGUCUCUGCUCUGCUGUGCUUCUCCAGCCGGCCUCUCUCCGUGCGGACUGCACGUGGGCCGCGGCCCCUCCCCUGCCACACCCUGCUGUGGCACCAGCAGCACCAGCAGCCCCCGAGCGCGAGCCAUCAGCAGCACCAAGUGGAGCAGCAGAAGCAGCCGCUUUGCCACGUGCAUUUGAGUCAGGUGCUGCUGGAGUGGCAGGGAGUGCUGGGGGGAGCGCUAUGAGUGGGGAGGAAGGCUGGCAGCAUGGGGCACACGGGGAGUGUGGGAGCCGGGGUGAGGCCACCAUGGAUGCGUUCCGCCUGCAUGUAUCGCGCGCCCAGGCCGCGGCUGUGCUGGCCAUGGGUGCCGCCAUGCUCAGGGAUGUGGGCUGCCAGGCACACUGUGGUGGGCAUGGUGCUGUGGCUGCCGUGGCGCCAACUGGUCAGCUGCAAUCCGCCACGGGGGGCUCAAGUGCACGAGUGCAGGCAGCAG